Messenger RNA from Mangifera indica (mango), 1363 nucleotides. RefSeq names its product dehydration-responsive element-binding protein 3-like. Lineage: Eukaryota; Viridiplantae; Streptophyta; Magnoliopsida; Sapindales; Anacardiaceae. Gene Ontology annotation, molecular function: DNA-binding transcription factor activity; DNA binding. The coding region runs from base 391 to 1137 and encodes 248 amino acids. Gene Ontology annotation, biological process: regulation of DNA-templated transcription. The record is from RefSeq and is a predicted model, not a curated record. The transcript has a single exon.
CAUUGGGAAAUGAAGCGUAAAAUAAUUCCAUUUUUACAUUUCUCUUCAUUCUUAUUAUACCCCUAUCCUUGAAACCAGCUGCAUGCCCCUCCUCCUUCUCCCCCUAUCUUCUUCUUCUUCUUCUUCUUCCCUUUCCUUCCUCUGCUUACUCUUCAAACUUUCCUUCUCUUUAUCCAUUUUGCUUCCAUACAACUACCCCUCUUAACUUCCCCUAUAUUUAUUCUUUCCCUAUUUUGCUUUCGGUCUACAACAAGCUAGAAGUCCCCAGCUUUACUUAUUUUCUCCUCUAAAACUAAGUCUGAAUAAAUUAACACCAACUUGUAAGCCAAUCUCUACUACUUCUAGCCAACACCUUUUAAUUUAUCAUCAGAAUCAUUCAAGAGGGAGAAAAUGAGUGAACUACAACAUUCAUCGGAAACUGAAAGCAGCUCCAACUCAUCGCCUUCAUCUCCUAACUCACAAGGCUCACUUCAAAACCCAAAACCUGACACCCAAAACAGCACUACCACCAACAACCAAGACUCCAAAAAGAUGAAAAGAAUCAGAGACUCCAGCAAGCACCCCGUAUAUCGCGGCGUUCGUAUGAGAACCUGGGGCAAAUGGGUCUCCGAAAUCCGGGAGCCACGCAAAAAGUCUCGUAUUUGGCUUGGAACUUUCCCCACCCCAGAAAUGGCAGCACGAGCUCACGACGUGGCUGCCUUGAGCAUCAAGGGUAACUCCGCAAUUCUCAACUUCCCCGCACUUGCUAACUCACUGCCUCGACCUGUCUCGCUCGCUCCACGUGAUGUACAAGCCGCGGCGGCUAAAGCAGCUCAAAUGGACAAAUUUGACUCGGCAUCAGUAUCAUCAUCGUCAUCUUCGUUAUCUUCUUUGGUUUCAGCUAUGGAUUUGUCAACUGGGUCAGAUGAGUUGACUGAGAUAGUGGAAUUGCCCAGUUUAGGUACCAGUUAUGAUUAUGAUUCGGCCGAGUUGAGGAAUGAAUUCGUGUAUGUUGACCCUGUAGAUGGCUGGAUGUAUACACCACCUUGGUUACAAAGCGUAGAGGAUUGCGAUGGGUAUGUGUGUGAUCAGUUUGAACUGCCAGAAAGCAGUGUUUUUUCAAAUAGCUUUGGAGAAGGUUUGCUGUGGAAUUCUUAAUGGCUGUGUUCUGUAAAUUAAUCUAAAUGUGUGCUUCUUUGACUGUGAGUGCAAUAAUUUUCCUCCCUUUCUAAGCCCUUUUGGUUUUUCUUUUGAAGGGCUACAAAACUCCAUCUCUCUCUCUCUGUUCAUCUCUUGUUUCUGGAGUUUAUGUAACUGGCUUGUUAAUGAAUGUAACUAUACAGUGUUGGAAUGGACAGAGGAAAAACGCCAUUAAUUCCUUUUC